Belonocnema kinseyi is the source of this 9822-nucleotide messenger RNA. RefSeq lists its product as uncharacterized. The coding region runs from base 803 to 8623 and encodes 2606 amino acids. Lineage: Eukaryota; Metazoa; Arthropoda; Insecta; Hymenoptera; Cynipidae. Gene Ontology annotation, molecular function: ABC-type transporter activity; ATP hydrolysis activity; ATP binding. Gene Ontology annotation, biological process: transmembrane transport. The record is from RefSeq and is a predicted model, not a curated record. Gene Ontology annotation, cellular component: membrane. The transcript is spliced from 27 exons.
GUAAAAAUUUGCUACAGAUAAGACCUGCAACGGUUAAUGAUUAAACAUAUUUUGGCGAAAGUUUCACUGAGGUUAGGAAAAUAAUGUCGAACUCGUCGACUGUGUCGCGCUGAAAUAAGCAAAUUUCGGUAAAACAGAUUCAGAAAUUUGAUUCUUCAGACUACUGCAGGAAUUACAGCGGUUCAAUAUACAAAUUUAAGAAAAAUAUAAGGUUUUUCAAAUGUAAAGGAGAAAGUUACUUAUCGUCACAAAUGGCAGCCAACCGUUUAAAAGGUUUCGGAUACGAAAAAACAACAUUAGUACAAGUAGAAACACAAAACAAAGGAAACCAGCAGGAUAAAAGGCCAGGGUGGCCACUAUUUUUCAAAUUUACGUCUCCCAGCUCUCCCGGUGACGUUCAGCAAGCAGAGAGCCAAAUAAAUUCGCGACAUUUAAAGUUUAUGAUAAACUCUUUAAGUUUAUAACUGAGUCACCGGUGAAUUUUUGAAGUUGGAACUUCGAAAAUCCACUUUUCGAGAAAAAAAUAUUAAAAGUAGACAUAAGUAUAAUUUCACGAAAUAGAUCAUAGAUUCAAGUGUGAUUUUUCAUGGAAACCCUAAAAGUGACACAAGUGGAACCUUCCUGGCUGAACGUCAUAUAUGAGGAAUAUUUCAACGAUGAUUUAAAAAAUGAAAUGCUGAUUUUGUACCAGUUCUGAUUAGAAUUUUUAAGUAAUGUAUUAAUAUCCAUAAACUUAGCUUAUAUCUCUUUAAAUUGAUAAAAAAAAAAAAAUAAAAAAAUAAAAUCAGUUAUAAAGUACAAAAUGCUUCGAGAUCGAAGUCAGAUGAAAAAUCCGAGAGAGAACGCCAGCAUUAUUUCCAUAGUUACUUUUUCAUGGCUCUACCAAAUAAUUCGUCAAGGAUUUAUCAGAAAACUCGAAGCAUCGGAUAUUUAUUCUGUCCUUCCUGAACUGUCCAGUAAAGUGAUAGGGCAUCAAGUUUUCCCAUUAUGGGAAAAAGAAAACGUAAAUGUAAAGAAAAAAUAUGAAAGAAGCCAACAUAGCUUGAUAAAGGUCCUUGCACAGUCCUUCAGAAAAGACUUUUUGAUAAACGGAUCAGUCCUCAUCUUUACUAGACUUACUUUAAGAAUAAGUGAAUCUCUUCUUUUAAUGAAGGUCUUAGGAUUCUUUAAUAACACGCAAGCAACGAGUAAUUCUGAAGUAUGCUACUGGGCUUUGGGACUGAUACUUAUUAAAUAUACUUACUUGCUGUCGGCACACUUACUUUAUAGACGUUUUGCAGACUCUAGUUUGAAGGUUAAAUCAGCAUGCUGCUUACUCAUUUAUAAAAAAAUUUUAAGAUUAUCUCUCUCAAUGAAAAAUGAAACAUCUGUUGGUCAGGUUAUCAAUAUGUUAUCCCAAGAUGUCAAAAUAAUGGAGAAAUUGUCUUACUAUUGUUACUAUCUUAUUUUUGCUCCAGUUGAGAUGUUUUUUUUUGCAAUUUUGAUUUAUUGUCAAAUGGGGUUGGUUCCUUUUUUUGGCCUUCUUAUUAUUUUGGUAACAAUACCUUUGCAAGGAUAUGUUGGGAAAUGGUUAAGUCGCAGAAUUCAAAGAUGUGCAGCUUUGACGGACAAAAGGCUUUCAUUUAUGAUUGCAUUUAUUAAUGGUAUACAAGUAAUUAAAAUGUAUACAUGGGAAAAAUCAUUUUUUUAUCUUGUGGAAAAAACCAGGGCAAAGGAGAUAAAAGUGAUUAAAACGAUGUCUAUAGUUCAGUCGAUCAUCAAAAGUUUUAAAGUAUAUGUUCCACAAGUCUGUCUUUUCACUACUGUUGUCUGUUGCACUAAAUUUGGAACUUCAUUUACUGCCGAAAAAGUGUAUAUGUUAGCAUUAAUCUACGCAGAACUUCGGCUAUCGUUUUACUCUAUGUUUAUUAGAGGAAUGGAAUUUUGGGCGAAAGGAGUAAUCUCAGCACGAAGAAUAGAAACAUUUAUGAACUGCGAGGAGAAGGAACCUCAUCCGUAUAAUUUUAGUGAUCAAUGCAACAAAAAUUCCAUCCCAAUUAGACUUUCACAUGUUUAUGCAAAAUGGUCUUCUGCGUCCAAAGAAUGUACAAUAAAGAAUAUGACAUUAAGUCUGUAUGCUCGUACAUUGAUGGUUAUCAUUGGUCGAGUGGGUUCUGGCAAAUCUAGCUUACUUCAAAUUAUUCUUGGUGAACUUCCUAUUUUAAAAGGAGACAUUCAAGUUGUUGGAAGAAUAUCAUAUGCUAGUCAAGAACCUUGGGUUUUUGCAUCUACUAUAAAACAGAAUAUAAUAUUUGGUGAAGCAAUGGAUAAAGAGAGAUACGAGAAAGUAAUCCAAAUUUGCCAGCUCGAACAAGAUAUUGCAACAUUUCCAUUUAAAGACGGAACCUUAAUUGGAGAAAAAGGAAUAAAAUUGAGUGAAGGCCAAAGGGCAAGAAUAAAUUUUGCAAGAGCUGUCUAUUCAGAAGCAGAUGUUUAUAUUUUUGAUGAUCCUUUUUCGGCUGUAGACGCCGAAGUUGGUAAAAGAAUCUUCGAUGACUGUAUCUGUGAAUUUUUAAAAGAUAAAACCAGAAUUCUAGUAACACAUCAGCUCCAGUUUUUAAAAAGUGUAGAUGGAAUACUGUUAUUAAAAAAUGGUUCCUUACAAGCCGAAGGUACUUUAGAGGAAGUAUUAAAAUCUGAUAUCGAUUUGUCGAAAGUACUUAAUGAGGAAAAGCAAGAAAAUACCGAAGAUGUAUAUGAUGAGAUUAAUGAGGAAUCUGCUUUGAUGAAAACUGAAGCCGAGGUACAACAAGAAGUCUCAGAGAUGAGAACAGUUGGCAAAUAUUCUAAAAGUGUCUUCUGGUUCUAUUUGAAAGAAGUGAGAAGUCCUUUCCUUUUGAUUUUAACGGUGCUGUUGGGCCUGGUGUAUCAAACCUUUCUGACUGGUGGUGACUUAUUAUUAUCGCGUUGGAUAACCGCAGAAAAAAAAAUUUUAACGAAAACAACUGUGAAUCAAACAUUAACAAUUUCUGAAGAAUUGAGGUUGCAAAGGGAAUGGUAUAUUCAUACGUGUAGCAUAUUGUAUAUUUCUGUUGUUAUUGUAUUGUUUCUCUAUACUGUUGCAUUUUACGAAAUAGUUAUAAGAUCAGCACAAAGGCUACACCAAUCGAUGUUUCAUAGUGUGAUUCAUGCGACGAUGUUGUUCUUCCAUGAAAACCCCUCCGGACGAAUUUUAAACAGAUUCUCUAAGGAUAUCGGUACUGUAGACAUAGAAUUGCCAGAUUGUCUGUCAGAUACCAUCAGGAUUGGCUUGGGUUUGUUGGCAGUAACUGCUAUAACAUUAGUUUUCCGUCCUUUGAGUCUGAUUUUCGCAGUUAUUUUGGGAACAUUCUUAUAUUUUCUGUGCAGCAUCUACAUGAAAACUGUUCAUAGCCUGAAGCACUUGGAAUCGACAACAACCUCACCAGUCCUUAGCCAUGUGAAUGCGACUCUUGAUGGUCUGAUUAGCAUUCGAGCCCUAAAAGCUGAAAACGUUUUAGUAAAAGAAUUUAGUGAUCAUCAAGACCUUAGUACUUCAGCACAGUUUCUUUAUUUAGCCACUACCGAAGCCUUUGGAUAUUACUUAGAAAUAUUGACUUUGCUCUUCGUUACGAGUGUCAUUUACCUACUUAUAUUUUCUAGUGAUGAAAUACUUAUUGGCGAUGCAGGUUUGAUUAUUUCUCAGUGGUUAUCAGCAUGCACCAUUAUACAACAUGGUAUCAAAAUUGCUACGGAAGUAGAUAAUCAUCUCACGUCUGUCGAAAGAAUUCUAGACUACAGAGACCUUGAGCAAGAAUCGAAUUUUGAAAUUAAACUUGAAAACAAACCUUUAAACAACUGGCCUUCAAAAGGUCAGUUAGAAUUCAAGAAUGUAUCUUUGAGUUAUCAUCCAGGAAGCACUAUUGUACUUAAAAACCUGAAUUUUAAGAUAUUGUCCAAGGAAAAAAUAGGUAUUGUUGGAAGAACGGGAGCAGGAAAAUCUUCUCUGAUUGUUGCUCUUUUUCGUUUGGCUUAUAUAAAAGGUGAAAUUUCUAUUGAUGAUGUGGAAACAAGUCGUCUAGAUUUAAAAAAGCUGCGUUCCAAUAUUAGUAUUAUUCCCCAGCAGCCCUUACUCUUUGCUGGAAGCCUCAGAAGGAAUCUGGAUCCUUUUGACGAAUACUCAGAUAAACAGCUGUGGCAAGCUUUAGAAAAUGUAGAGUUCAAACAGGUUUUAAAGGAUACGGAAGCAGGAUUAGAGAUAAAAGUAUCUGAUGGGGGAACUAACUUUAGUGUAGGUGAAAGACAACUUUUGUCACUAGCUAGAGCAAUUCUAAGAAAUAACAAGAUUUUGGUACUUGAUGAGGCGACUGCCAACGUGGAUCUGCAGACUGAUGAGUUGAUUCAAAAAACUAUCAGAAAAAGAUUUAAAAAGUGCACAGUUUUAAUCAUUGCUCAUAGAUUAAAUACUGUUAUGGAUUGUGAUAAAUUCAUUGUUAUGAACGAAGGAUCAAUUGUGGAAUUUGGCCAUCCUUACUCGCUUUUGCAAAAUAAAGAAGGGUACUUGUAUAGAAUGGUUCAACAAACUGGAUCUAAUAUGUCCACACUCCUUACAAAUGCGGCAAAAAAGAGUUUUCAAGAUAAGUCCACUGGAGAUAAUGAUUCAGACAAAAUCUCUGCCCACUGCGAGGUCAUGGCAGCCAUGCCUCCUAGUCCAGGAGGAAGUAAAGAGCCAUCGGACUUAAUAGGAAGAGACGACGAAGAAAGGAUUGACGGAGACUGGACCAACAUAGGAGAACAUCAGGAUCAGGUUCGAUUUCUCACUCUACUUCUAUCUCAAGUAAUAGCAUCCGGACGAGGACCUCGAAGAAAACCCACAAUAUGGAAGCAUCAGGCUCAAAAACUAAUGAGCCGCUCACAUAUGAGUUCUAGUAGCAAGAAAUGCCGUGAAACGCCGGCAACCUACGCUAACUAUGCUAGAGAUUACCCAGCCAACUAUAAAGGCUGUCCGGAAUUCAAAAAAGCAUCUAGAAAGCCCACUAAAAAUACUAAAACACACAAUUCUAAACCUGCUGAUAACGCUAAGGACACUGCCCCAACCAUACCUUCUGCACCCUUGAUUUUGCCAAGUAAUGUCUACCCCCAAGAACAUGCAAUCCCCCUACAUAUAAAUAAAAAUUUAAUACUUAGUAGAAACAUUGCUUCUAAAGUCGAAAUCGAUUGUGCUGUGGGCGAUCUCGUCGGUCUCAUUCAUUCAGUUAUGACCAAAUCAAUACCUCAUCAUAAAAAUAAAUUUAAACAACAAUAUUUGCCUGAUGUAGUUAAGAAAUUAAUCAAAUUGAGGCUUGAUUUCAGAAAAGUUCACCAAAGAACCAAGAGUAAAGAAAUCAAGAAAAUUAAAAAUAAACUGUCAAAUGCUAUUGAUAAGGAGAUUGUUCUUCAUGGAGUUGAUGGUUUAGCAUUUAGGAACGAAGAUAGGGUUGAGAAAUUAGCUGAAAAUUUUGAAAAAGUUCACCACCUGACUGAAAACAUGGGUGAUGAUGAGACUCGUAGGACCGUUUACAGAACCUUCAAUAGAAUUAAGGAAAAAACUGUUAAAGCCGAAGAUGUGAAAAAAGUUACGCCUUCUGAGAUCAAAACGCAGAAAGAAAUAAGUACAAUAAGAAAUUCCCUUUUCUUGGAUAACACUGUAUUGUCAGUACAUUGGUAUACCGCAAGAAUUAGCAUCUUUAUCACUAUCGUGAGUUAUGUUCUACUUGGAAACCAAAUUACAGUAGAAAAGGUUUUCAUGAUAACUGCAUUCCUCAAUGAUCUUAAAUUCUGUCUAAAUCUAUUAUUCACCUACAGUUUGCAACGUAUUGCUCGGUCAAGUGCCUGCAUUGAACGAAUUCGAACCUUCCUAAUCAGUGAAGAACUACAAAAUCAUAAUAUUGAAAACUAUGAAAAUGGAUGCAAUAUUCAUAUUCGUAGUGAAUCCGCAAUAUCCGAUCUCCAAUUAACAAAUAUAUCAGCAAAAUGGGAUCCAGACUCGAAUGAAAAGACUCUCAAGAACAUUAAUUUUUCAGCGAAUGCUGGAUCCCUAACAGCAAUAAUUGGCCAAGUUGGUUCAGGAAAAACAAGUCUUCUUCAUCUGAUCUUAGGAGAACUUCCUCUUGAAAGUGGUACAAUUAAAACUAAUGGAAAAAUAGUUUAUGUGAGCCAAGAACCAUGGAUUUUUGCAUCCAGCAUCAGACAAAAUAUACUCUUUGGUCAACCAUUGAACAAAAGUCGAUACGACAAAGUGAUUAAGGUUUGUCAACUGGAAAGGGAUUUUUCACUUUUUCCUCACAAAGAUCAGACAAUGAUUGGAGAAAAGGGUAUUAAUUUGAGUGGCGGUCAAAAAGCAAGAAUAAAUCUUGCUCGAGCUGUUUAUGCAGAAGCUGAUAUUUAUCUUCUUGAUGACCCACUCUCAGCUGUUGAUGCCCACGUGGGCAGAUACAUUUUCGAAGAAUGCAUUUGUAAAUAUUUAAAAGGAAAAACUCGAAUUUUAGUCACCCAUCAGCUUCAGUAUCUUCAAAAAGUGGACCAAACUUAUGUUUUCGACAGUGGUUCUGUUCUGAUGAGCGGAACAUUCGAAGAUUUGAAGAACUCGAACUUAGAAUUUUUGUCGUUCAUGCAAAGGGGUAAUUAUGAUGAAAAGAAGGAAGAUUUUAGGAAUGAAGUGUCGUCUUCAGAAUUUGAGACAAUAGAUAUAGUGUCUGAGCAAGAACAAAAAGGUGUGGUUGAACAUCGAACGAUGGGAAGCAUGUCGAAAAAAGUUUAUCUCUCUUAUUUUCAAGCAGCUGGAAGUGUUUGGAUCUUGAUUUUGGUCCUUAUUCUUUCUAUCUUGAUGCCGGCUGUCAUUAAUGCUGGAGAUUAUUUUUUAUCUUACUGGGUGACUUUGAUGGAAGGAAAUGAUAAUAAUUUAUUUAAAUAUAAGUUGGAAAGAGAAACAGAUGAUUUACAUUUAGGGUCUGAUGAUUAUUGGUACAUUUAUAUCUACGCUGGAUUAGUAGUCGCAACAGUUGUUGUGAUUUUUUUGAAACAUUUUACAUUCCUUUUAAUGUGCAUGAGGUCAUCGAAACAAAUUCAUGCUUCUGUCUUUCAAAGUAUCAUUCGAACUACGAUGGCUUUUUUCCAUGAUAAUCCAUCCGGAAGGAUUAUGAAUAGGUUCUCUAAAGACAUGGGAUUGAUGGACAGAUUUUUGCCUCAAUCAAUGAACGAUGUAUCAUCAAUGCUGGGCUUCGUUUUUGGAGUGAUGAUUUUGACUGUUGUUAUCAAUUAUUGGAUGCUGAUACCACUUUCGUUCGCACUGUCAGUUUUGUUUUUGUUUAGGACAAUUUAUUGGAGAACUAGUCGGAGUGUGAAACGUUUAGAAGGAAUUAUGAAAUCGCCAGUAUUCAAUCAUCUGAAUGCUACACUUGACGGUAUCACAACAAUUAGAGCUUUCAAAGCAGAAAAGCUUCUAAUCAAAGAGUUUGAUGACCAUCAAGAUUUGCACUCCUCAGCUUGGUACCUUUUCAUCGCCUGCAGUCGAACUUUUUCCUACUAUGUAGAAGUAACAUUUGGGAUUUAUCUUGCUCUUAUUAUAGUUUCUUUCCUAGUAUUCAACGAUAUCACUUCAGCUGGAAACAUCGCCCUCAUUAUCGCCCAAACAAUGUCAAUUUCAGUUUUACUGCAAUGGGGAAUGAAUCAAUCUGUAGAAUUAGAAAACCACAUGACAGCAGUCGAAAGAAUCUUAGAAUACACACAAAUUCCAGAAGAGCCGCCACUCGACAGCAAACCUGAAAAUAAACCACCAAAAAACUGGCCCACAGAAGGAAAAGUUGAAUUCCGAAAUGUAUGCUUAAAAUAUAGGCCAGAAGGUUCUUCAGUCUUGAAGAACUUAAAUUUCAUUAUAGAACCCAAGGAAAAAGUAGGGAUCGUUGGAAGAACAGGUGCCGGGAAAUCUUCAAUGAUAGUAGCUCUUUUCCGGUUGGCAUAUUUGGAAGGUGAAAUUUAUAUUGAUGGGGUUGCAACCAGUAGUUUAGGUUUGCAUGAUUUGAGGUCAAAAAUCAGUAUUAUUCCUCAGGAGCCUCUUCUUUUUGCUGGAACUUUAAGAAGAAAUCUGGACCCAUUUGACGAAUAUUCUGAUAGUGAUCUUUGGCAAGCACUGAUAGAAGUUGAAUUAAAGGCUGUUAUUGAUAAAACGUUGGCUGGCUUGUACACUAUAGUCACUGAUGGUGGGACUAAUUUUAGUGUUGGACAAAGACAGCUUCUUUGUCUAGCAAGAGCUGUCAUUAGAAAAAGUAGGAUUCUAGUUCUUGAUGAAGCAACUGCUAAUGUUGAUCCUCAAACUGAUAGUUUGAUUCAAAAAACGAUUAGAAGAAGAUUUGCAGAUUGCACCAUUUUUAUAAUUGCACACAGAUUAAAUACUGUGAUGGACUGUGGUCGAUUUAUUGUAAUGGACGCUGGCAGCAUAGUGGAGUUUGACCAUCCGCAUAUCUUACUGCAAAAAGAGAAAGGUUACUUACAACAAAUGGUUCGACAAACGGGGCCUAAAAUGGCAGAAAUUCUCAAAAGAAUAGCAGAAACGAGUUACCGAAAGAGCUGGCAGAGCACCAAAUUAUAAAGAAUACAUUUAUAAUUUCAAGAAUUAAGAUAGUAUUUUUAAAAAAAUAGCAAUUUUUACUAAACUGACUAUGUAAGUUUGUCUUUCUGAGAAUUGACGCCACGCCACAUGUAGGUAUAGCAGGUGUUGCGCGGGGUACGCGGGAUCUGCGGCUCUCACUCAAGCGAGCAGCCAAGCGUGAACUAACAAAAGCGGAGCAGGCUAUAAUGAGUUAGUUGCCACCCACCGUCAGCCCCGAAAUCGGUGCUAUAGAAGAGUUUCACUGUAUUUUGAAAUGUUCUUUACCUUUAUUAUCCGAAUAAUAUUUUUAAUUAUUCUGAAAUUUUCUGGAACGUUCUUAGACUUUAAUCAAGCUUUUUAAAUUAGAAAUGUCGCUCUUAGUUCUCUAAAAUAUUUCGGACAUUUGUAAAAUAUUCUAGAUUAUUCUUAAAUGAUCUUGAAUAUUAUUCUAUUUCUGAAAUUACAUGGAAUUUUGUAACAUACUAUGAAAUUUUUUGGAUUGUUCCACAAUAGAAUGUUUUACAAUAUGAUUUCGUUAAUGUAUACUACCUUGAUUAUCUAAAGACUUGUUUAACUAAUGACAUCACAAACGUCCUUGCAUUCGCCUUAUCUUUAAAGUUGUAAAUAACACGUUUUAUAUUACUUAACUCAUUCCAUACAUUUAUAAAGCGCAAUGCAUAUUUUUACAUUUGUGAAAAUGUAAUAAAAAUUUGUUUUUAUAAGCUAAAAUAUCAGAAUUUCAAUUGCCACAUUCUCCUUUUUACCCUCUGGCUAUACUAGUAUUGAAUGCCGUGUAAAAUAGUACGGAGGAAAAAUGCUGCAAUAAGUCGAAUCUUGAGCUGAGGAAAAUAAUUUGAAGGUUGACAUCUGAAAAAGUGAUAACAUCGAAAUGGCUUCAAGAGGAAAGAAGUUUUCCCUAAUCUGGUAGCUGCAAGCAAAAGGAAAAAUGCAAACCAGCGCUGAAAUUUUAAAGAAAGUUAUAAAGAAUCCAGAUCCAAACUCCCCCAAAAAAGGUAUCAAACUCACGAGAAGAAACGUCCAAAAGAAAAGAAAACAACAUAUUUCGCUCUCGAGAAAUCCUGCGACUGCAAGUGUAGGUCCCUGCAGAUUUCAAAUGGAUUCAGUGAGCGAUGAUUGUUAUUCGUACGUUAUUCUCCAAAAAAUCGACGUUGAUUACAGUUUACUUAUAACCACUAUUA